Molecule: messenger RNA, 2590 nt
Organism: Bactrocera dorsalis (oriental fruit fly)
Lineage: Eukaryota; Metazoa; Arthropoda; Insecta; Diptera; Tephritidae
Exons: 6
Coding region: 144-2135 (663 amino acids)
Biological process (GO): G protein-coupled receptor signaling pathway
Cellular component (GO): plasma membrane
Molecular function (GO): G protein-coupled receptor activity
Source: RefSeq, a predicted model, not a curated record
AGAAACUUAUUUCUUUGCGUUAAAGGAAAGACUUUUGAGAACACAAAAUUCAAUGGCUGUGAGCGGGGCAACAUAAACGCUACAACAACCACACAACAACGACAAAAACAACAAAUAGUAAUAUACAUGCAAACAAUGUAAUAAUGUCAACGCUUGCAGCAACAGCGCAAAGGCCAGGAGUCGCCAAGUCAAAGACACUUGUGGGAAAUGUGGCAAGCAAUGCUACAACGGCAACAACAACAACAGCAUCAACGACAACGACAACGAUAAUAACAGCAAGGACAACAAGAGUUACGACAAAAUUAAGCAAUCAAGAUAAUCACAAUGAGUAUGUCGCUGCCAACGCCGCUCAAGCGAAGCAUUUAAGGCACGCAACGCUGGGAAAUUUUAAUCAACAAAACGAGCAGCGCCCUGCCAAGCGCCAGCAACAACAACACCACCAACCGUUGAGGCUAAGCGCAGAGAUGAACGAUGUCAACAACAUGUGCGGCAUAACAGCAACAACAACAACAACGCCAACUGUAAUGUUGCACGAAAUGAAUGAUGUCAGCCGCUGCAAGCGCAUUUUAAGUAACAAUAAUUCAUGCUGCCGCGCUGAUAACUACAUUAAAUGGAAUUAUGAGCGCCAGGCUUUAGAAAGUGAUAAUGAAAGCGCGCCGCACACACGCUUGCAUAAGCAGCCAGCGCGCUACCACAUGCGGCGCGCCACCACUGUUUGCACAACGCCCAGAGUGGGCGCUUUAUCAGCGCCGGAAAUUUCAACACGCGUGUCAGCGUUACCCGCGGCGCUCGAUAGCCGGCAGGCAAAUGGGACAAAAACACGCACAAUCGCGCAACAGCAGCACUUGGCCCUAACGGCAGCAGUACUUAUCGCUGAGCCGGGUUUAAAGAGCGCAUCCGGCUCAAAAAGCACGAAUAGUGUUGGUGCUGCAAGUGACGCGCUCGCUGGCGAGGGUCGCGUGUGCAAACCCAUAAUGUGCAACAAAAAGCGCCACCUUAAUGCGCGCAUUGGCAAACAUAGAAGAAAGCAUUGCAAGCGCAAGCGGCGCUGCCACUCGCCGACCGACAGCGUCCGAACGGAAAUGGCUCAUACAAAAGGCGCAGUGAGAACGCGCGCGAUUAGGUGCGCGACAAAAAGUCCAAAAGCUCUGAAUUCGGGCGUAUUGACGUCAUUUCUUUUGAAUUCCACUUUGCUGGCAUUGUGUAAUGCCACCGCCGCCACGGCGCUCUCUGCAGUGGCGGCAACACUCGGCGAAACUAUUAAUAGCUCCAUGGCCGCUGAGCCGCCCCCAUUAGCGCCCGCUGCCAGCAGUGUUGGAAGUGCGUAUGAAAACGUCAGCGCUACUAACGGUAAUGGCAGUCACGGUGGCAGUCAAAUAGCUUUUCCAAAUGGCGGCACUAGUGAUAUUAGUUUUAAUGACAGCGACAUAAUGCUGGACGAAGAUGAUCGCGAAUAUAUUUUCGACCGCACCGAUGUGCGCAUCAUUUUUAUAACGCUGUAUUCUCUGGUGUUUUGUUGCUGCUUUUUCGGAAACCUACUUGUGAUACUGGUUGUAACAUUAUCGCGGCGCUUACGCUCAAUAACGAAUUUCUUCCUAGCAAACUUAGCAUUAGCCGACUUCUGUGUGGGUCUAUUUUGUGUGAUGCAAAAUUUAUCGAUUUAUCUUAUAGAAAGCUGGGUGUUUGGCGAGUUCCUUUGCCGCAUGUAUCAAUUUGUGCACUCGCUCAGUUACACGGCGUCGAUUUUCAUUCUCGUCGUCAUUUGCAUGGAGCGUUACUUUGCCAUUGUCCAUCCAAUUACGUGUAAGCAGAUCUUAACGGCGACUAGAUUAAGGAAUGCCUUUUCUUCUAUUUACUCCGCCAGGUCACGUUCAUAUCGCGGUGAUUCGAAUUUCAAUGCGCUGCUCACACCGCUCACCUUCCUCGUCACCUACUUCAAUUCGGGCAUUAAUCCGUUGCUCUACGCCUUUCUAAGCCGCAAUUUUCGCAAGGGCAUGAAGGAGCUGCUGAUGUGUUCCUGGAAGAAGGGCAAGGGCAAAUCAUCGUCGAAUUCAUCGAUGCAUCACAAGCGCGUGGCUUUGCAGACUCACUCGCUACCAACCGACACAACGCAUAUUGGCAACGAACAGCUAUGAUGACCCAUUCGUCGCGUUCGCAUACAACGGCGAGCUUUUGGCACAGCCUCGUAAGCUUUUUACCCGUCGCAGCAUAUACCUACCUACAUACCUAGUAUAAAGACUAGUCAUAUAUUUACAUAUAUGUAUAUGUGUUUGUACAACUGUUGGUAAAUAAUUAUUAUAUUGUGGGUUGAAGGUGUACUCAUUUGUUUUUGUUAGUGCUUUGCUUUCAAUUAUUUUGAAUUUUUCCUAUCGUACGUUAUAAGAACUCUUCGAAUUUUAAGUGAAAAUCAAACAAACAAUCGCUGUGCUAUAGCUUUUCCUUGUAAUUAUGCAGAUUUAAGCAACUUUUUUAUCAAUGUGAUGUUUUCGAAGCUUCAAAUGUGAUUAGUGAUAACGGUUUUUGGCAUAAAAUAAAUAUUUGAUAUUUGUAGAAAAUAAUAUAGUUUAAGAUAACUACAAGUAAGUAGUGU